Messenger RNA from Pogonomyrmex barbatus (red harvester ant), 1176 nucleotides. RefSeq lists its product as uncharacterized. Gene Ontology annotation, biological process: sensory organ development; positive regulation of transcription by RNA polymerase II; axon development. Gene Ontology annotation, cellular component: nucleus. Gene Ontology annotation, molecular function: E-box binding; protein dimerization activity; DNA-binding transcription factor activity, RNA polymerase II-specific. The record is from RefSeq and is a predicted model, not a curated record. Lineage: Eukaryota; Metazoa; Arthropoda; Insecta; Hymenoptera; Formicidae.
UUUGUAUCAUCCCUAGCGACGUUUCCAUCGGUAUCGAUCGAUCGGUCGGUCAUCGCAAAAUUCUACAGCGAAGGCAAUGACAGUUGGCUGAGAGCUUUCGCGACCAGAGACACGUUAUGAUAUAAGGUUGCUGACAGCCGAGGAUCAAUCGUCCGACACGUGCACGCAUGAGGAUGACCUCCUACGUGGCCUUCCAGCAAUACGACCUCCUGGACUCCGAGGGCUACGGAUCGGCGAGCAGCCCGGAAUCGAACCCGCGUGGCAAUUGGCAUCACCAGGAGAUCUACCCGCAGCCGCCGCGGUCCAGGGGCAGCAGCUGCGGCAGCGUCAGCUCCGUGGACAGUCAUCAUCAGCAGGAAUACCAGGAGAUCGGUGGCUGCGGCCCCAAUGGCAGCCUCCACGUGACCGCCGGUUUCAACUUCGGCGAUUUCUACGAGGGCUACUAUCAGGAGGGUGGUUGUCGGAACGAGCAUCAGCCGGCGUUGAAUGGUGACGGCGCCAGAAACGUCACGGAUCUUCACGCCAAGUUGAUCUUCAGAAUGAACGAGCAGUGUGCGACUUACGAUGACGCUGCGUCUAGAAUGGCCUUCAACGAGGGUGCCUCGUUGAAGCAGGAUCCAACAGGAUACGUCCAGAAGAUGGACCAUCAUCCGACCGGGGCAUACGCGAACUCGAGGACCGACUUCGGUCAAAGUCAAUCUGUCUUUCCUACGAAGGGCUAUACGAAGAACGGUGCUUAUCAUCCACGGAACGAGAAUCAUCGUUACACUCAGAGAAGUCACCCUUACGCCGCUUACACUGUGCCGAGGAACGAGGCUGGUCUGCCAAGCGGCCAGCCGAACAAAUGCGAUCAGUCGAGGUACCAUCCGAGAAACGAUGCUCUUCACGUCGUCUUGCCAGCGGAAUACGCCAGCCAGAAGUCCAAGGAGGCGGUGGUGCAGAAGAUGAAGAACAGCGCGCCUGGCGUCGAGGUGCUGAGAAAGAGAAGACUAGCGGCGAACGCCAGAGAGAGAAGAAGGAUGAACAGCCUAAACGACGCUUUCGAUAGGCUGCGCGACGUCGUGCCCAGUCUGGGCAAUGACAGAAAACUCAGCAAAUUCGAAACGCUGCAAAUGGCGCAGACUUACAUCGCCGCGCUCUACGAGCUUCUGCAGCGCAAAUGAACACACUCGAAUC